AUGUCUGAUAGCGAUAAGACGGCCGCAAGAGUCGCACCAAAAUAUGUGCCCAUUCUGUCGUUUGUAGAACUGUCUUUCUUUACCAAAUUAUCUGAACUCAAGCUUAACGAGUUCAAGCUUGAUUCGUCCAAAAGAGACAUCCACGGGUUUAUCACCUCCCCCAGACGGCUCAAUAAGUUCAAUGACCAGCCCACUUUGAAUUUGGACUUGCAAAGCUUUGAUAUUGCAGAAAAGGAAGCUAACAACCUUCAUAUAAGCGGAGAGCUCUACAAUGUGAACACCAUAGAAGAGUUCAAAAACAUCAACAAGCUGGACUUGCUCAACGACUGGGGCAAAGAGGUGUACACACGCCUUAUACAGACAGAGUCGUUGGAUUACAAGGCGUUCAAUUGGUUUUUCAUCUUAACUUUUUCUGACUUGAAGAAGUACAAGUUCUAUUACUGGGUUGCCUUCCCCACAUUGAAUGCUCCGUGGUUUGUGACUUCGACCAGAGAUGAUUCCUUGGUAGAAAAACAUACUAAAAACAUCACUAGACUCCUAGAGAAUGAUGGAGAUUCCGAAAAUCUUGCGUUCUCCCAAUUGUACCAAGUAGUAGGAGAGUCUUACUUAGAUUUGAAUUCUAUUCGUAGUAGUCGUAACGGUGUGUUUGUGUUUCUCGAUGGCUGUUUGAACAAAGAAACCAAACCCUCGGUCCAGUUGAAGAACUACCUCUACUUCUUGGCCUACAAAGGCUUUGAAGACGUCGAUGUGAUCGUAUAUAGAAACGACGGGUCCAGUUUUCAGGUUCAUUACGAGCUAGACACUGAUUCCUUCAACAAGAACGUCCAGCCAAAGAUAACCGGCUGGGAGAGAACGAGUCAGGGUAAGCUUGGGCCAAAAUUGGCAGAUCUUGGCUCGUUGAUCAACCCGCACCAAUUAGCUGAUCAGGCUGUGGAUCUCAAUUUGAAGUUGAUGAAAUGGCGUAUUGCUCCGGAACUCAACCUAGACAUCGUCAAGGAACAGCGGGUACUUCUUCUUGGCGCAGGUACUUUGGGAAGUUAUGUGGCAAGGGCGUUAAUGGGCUGGGGCGUGAGAAAGAUUACGUUUGUCGAUAAUGGGCGUAUCUCAUAUUCUAACCCUGUACGGCAACCUUUGUUCAGUUUUAAGGAUUGUUUCAGCGAUAAUGGACAAGGUGAAAUGAAGGCUGCACGAGCUGCUGAAGCCCUUAAGGAGAUAUUUCCUGGUGUAAGUUCUGAGGGUAUUAGUUUGGAAGUACCCAUGAUUGGGCAUCCGGUGAGCGACGAAGCCAAACUGAAGAGUAAUUUCGGAACGCUUUCACAAUUGUUUGACGACCAUGACAUCAUCUACUUAUUGAUGGACUCGCGUGAAUCGCGCUGGCUUCCCACGGUUCUUGGCUAUGCUAAAAACAAGAUUGUCAUCAACGCUGCAUUGGGGUUUGAUAGUUAUUUGGUGAUGAGACACGGGAAUUUAAGCCAACCAGAAGAGUCCAGGCUUGGUUGUUAUUAUUGUAAUGAUGUUGUUGCACCCAACGACAGUCUUACCGACAGAACGUUGGACCAGAUGUGUACCGUAACCAGACCCGGAGUUGCCCUUAUGGCUUCUGCUUUGGCUGUAGAGUUGCUUGUUUCCAUCCUACAACAUCCUGAUGGAAGCAAAGCUGCUCAGGAUGAGAGCACCAAGUUUGGUGGUGUUCCUCACCAAAUUAGAGGCUUCUUGCACAACUUCCAGCAGACAAAGCUUUAUGCUCCUAACUACAAGCACUGUUCAGCUUGUUCACACACGGUGAUCAGUAAGUUCGAAGAAGAGGGCUGGGAGUUUGUCAAGAAGUGUUUGAACGACUCGGGAUACUUGGAGGAAAUUUGUGGGUUGAAACAGGUCCAGGAAGAGGCCGAGAAGGCUACGGAGGAUUUGAUGAAGGAUAUGGACUUAGACGAUGAAGAUUCUGAGUGGUUGGACUAG
Messenger RNA from Scheffersomyces stipitis CBS 6054, 1959 nucleotides. RefSeq names its product Apg7p (gene APG7). NCBI's taxonomy places the organism in Eukaryota, Fungi, Ascomycota, Pichiomycetes, Serinales, Debaryomycetaceae. Bases 1 to 1959 code for a protein of 652 amino acids. The record is from RefSeq and is a predicted model, not a curated record. The transcript has a single exon. Gene Ontology annotation, molecular function: Atg12 activating enzyme activity; Atg8 activating enzyme activity. Gene Ontology annotation, biological process: autophagy of mitochondrion; cellular response to nitrogen starvation; autophagosome assembly. Gene Ontology annotation, cellular component: cytoplasm; phagophore assembly site.